UCCAGAUGGGAGCCCAGCCCGAGGCAAGGGAGCUUUCCCAGGAGCAGCUGGCGGAGCAGCCAGCGUCCUGGCACCAGCAGGUGUCAUCCCGCAGGUCCCAGGACGCUGUGUUGGCUGUGCCAGCUGGCAACAGCCCCAGCCUGGUGGUGGAGCCGAUCCUUGAGACACCAAGGAGUCUCCUCCAUCCCCAGGAAGCUGCCGCACCACGGCUCUCGACUACCUCGAAGGCCUUCGUAAGAGCAGGUGAGAGGUCCUGAGGAGCUGUCAGAGGCUCCCCUGGGGCUCCUGACGGGCAUGCCCAGGCCAGGCCGGGGCCCCUGAGAGUGGCCUAGUCCCUGGCUGCUUCCAGCGCCUCUGAUGCCACGGCUUCAAAAGGCCCUCUCUGCUUUGCAGCUGCUCCUGGGACGCCCCCGGGCGAAGCCUCGGGCUGUAGCCCCGGCCGGCCACAAGAGCUGAGCGCGGCCCACGACGCCGGGGAUAGAGACGGUGCCGCCCUGCCCCGCUGCCCUGCGCCUCCCGCAGCCGCCUCUGCGCCCUGCCCCGGCCCGGCCGUGCCGCUGGCCAGCCCCGGGGCUGCCGGGCGGGGGCCGCUGCCCGGCGCACAGCAGGAAGCAGGUCAGAGCAGCGGGGCCCGCGGCGGCUCGGCCCGCUUCACUUGCGGGCGCUCGGGGGGUUCCUGGGCGCAAGGCUGACGGCUCGCUCUUGGCCGCAGGGCGAAAGAAGGAGCUGCAGGAGCUCUACCAGCUGGGCCCGCAGCUGGGCAGCGGCGGCUUCGGCACCGUUUUCUCGGGCAUCCGCCUCUCGGACGGGAGGCCGGUGAGUGAGCGGGAAGGCCGGGCGUGCGGGGAGGGGCAGCGGCGGGCAAGGGCAGGCCUUGAGCUCAGCCCCCCCGUCUCGAUGGCUGGCAGGUGGCCGUCAAACGCGUGGCCCGGGAGAGCGUCCUGCAGUGGGUCGAGCUGGUGAGUGAGCGGGGCCAGCGGCACAGAGCGGGCUGUGCCCCAAGCGUCCCCCGGGCGGGAUGAAUCCCCAUCACCAGGGAGGCUGCCCGAGGGGCCACGGGGGCAUGCCAGGCAGGGCCCGGCGCAGCCACAGGGCAGCGUCAGGCCCGCUGUAGGCGCUGUCUCCUCCUCACAGCCCGACGGCACCUGCGUUCCGAUGGAGAUCGCGCUCAUGGAGAAGGUGGGCUCCGGCUGCCGCUUCAUCAUCCAGCUGCUGGACUGGUUUGAGCUGCCUGACAGCUUCGCGCUGGUGAUGGAGCGUCCGGAGCGGUCGCAGGAUCUCCUGCAGCUCCUGCGGGAGCACGGGUUCCUGAGCGAGGACAAGGCGCGCUGGCUCUUCUGCCAGGUGCUGUGCGCCGUGCAGCACUGCACCGCCUGCGGCGUCCUGCACCGGGACAUCAAGCUGGAGAACCUCCUCGUGGACCCGGCAUGCGGAGAUCUGAAGCUGAUUGACUUCGGCUGCGGCACCUUCCUCCAGGAGCGAGCCUUCACGCGAUUUGCCGGUGAGCCGAGAGCCCCAGCCCGGGCCCUGCUCCCGGUGCCGGGCACUGCACGGCCCCGUUCCCUCCUCGGCCGUGGCCGUGGGGGGCGGCGUUCAGCCGGCUGCCGCCAGCCCUGUGGCACGGGGCGGAGCCGUGUCCCAGGAGCCGGCUGCCGGCCCUGCCCACACGGGGCGGGGGCCGCCAAAGCCGGGCCCCAGCCGCUCGGCUCGGCAGCCCUGCGAGGGCUGGGGCUGCCCCGCAGCAGCCUGCGGCUGGACAGCGCUGCCUGUGUCCCCUAG
Molecule: messenger RNA, 1779 nt
Organism: Prinia subflava (tawny-flanked prinia)
Lineage: Eukaryota; Metazoa; Chordata; Aves; Passeriformes; Cisticolidae
Product: serine/threonine-protein kinase pim-3-like
Exons: 2
Coding region: 1156-1779 (207 amino acids)
Biological process (GO): regulation of mitotic cell cycle; negative regulation of apoptotic process; protein autophosphorylation
Cellular component (GO): cytoplasm
Molecular function (GO): ATP binding; protein serine/threonine kinase activity
Source: RefSeq, a predicted model, not a curated record